This is a messenger RNA of Paralichthys olivaceus (Japanese flounder), 3279 nucleotides long. It is a transcript of the gene tmem243b, whose product is annotated as transmembrane protein 243, mitochondrial b. The record is from RefSeq and is a predicted model, not a curated record. NCBI's taxonomy places the organism in Eukaryota, Metazoa, Chordata, Actinopteri, Pleuronectiformes, Paralichthyidae.
GGUUGGUUAAGUUAACCAGGUUACCUGCUGGUUAACUUAACCAACCAGCUUUAGUUGAUUCCUCUGCAGCGGCGGAGGAGCUAGCUUAGCUCCGUUAGCUCCUCAGUUGGCCUGGUAACGGUGCAGCUCCGGUUAGCUAACGUUGAGCCUGGUGAUGGGACUUUAUCCGGACGUGUGUUGUUGUCGUGUUGGAACAACAACAUGGCGGGUGAGGCAGCGACCUGAGGGUGGAGAGGUGGAGGUAACCCGCAGGUGACGAGCUGUGUGGCUCAGGUGCUACCUGUUAGCAUGAUAAUCUACUGACUAAGCUAACUGUUGAUGUGGUGACUGUGAAGCUUCAGGAGCCAAAAGUUCACGCUCUCUCUUUCAAACUGAGCAGCAUCUGCUCAGAGACGGAAGUGACCGCGGUUUGUUAUCGCACCUGAAAAAAGAGGAAGUGAAGCAGGAAGAACGCCAAUAAAAUCAGUUUUCUGUUGAUUCUGGGUUUUCGUUUCUGCGGGGGAAGGAAAGCGGCUCCCUCCUCGGUGAAGUUAGAAGUGUACCGGUCCAGCAGAGUCCACCAGAACCCACAAUGUCUCCAUCAGGCUGUUGACACUGACAUCUUCCCCUGACGCUGAGCAGAGGGAGGCAGCUGGAGGGAGACCAGCGAGCAUGCGGCGCCGGCCCGGUGUGUCCAGGAGGUGGCGCUGCUGAGAGGCAAACAGUCGGUGCUGAGUGUGUGCCUGCCGAACCGGGCAUGGACGACUUCAACAGCAGGACGUACGGAACCAGCGGCCCCGACAACAGACCUCUGUUCGGGGAGACGUCCGCUCGGGAUCGAAUAAUCAACCUGGCAGUGGGAGGAUUCACUUCUCUGGUUGUUCUAGUGACUGUGGUCGGGUCCUUCGUGUUCCCCUCGUUGCCUCCGCGACCGUUAAAUGUCUUCUUUGCUGUCUGCAUCCUGUUAACCUGUGGAUCCACCAUAGUGCUGAUAUUCUGGUACCGACAGGGAGAUCUGGAGCCUAAAUUCAGGAACCUGAUCUAUUACAUGCUGGCGUCCAUCGUGCUGCUGUGUCUAUGUGCCAACCUCUACUUCCACGACGUCAGGUAAAGACCGAGACGAGGGGGAAGAAGAAGAAGGGACGACAUGGCUCGGACAGACGGACACACACGUGGAAGGGCCAACCUUGAAAGAACCAUGCGACCAAAAAAAGAACUCACUCACUUACUUGAAUGAAUUACCCGCAAAGACUCUCGGACCAAAACGAGAGACUGGAUGAUUCCAGUGGGACUGAAACUGUCUCGUUGGUGCCGACAGACGCAGACACACGAGUUCACGGUGUGGAAAUCAUGACGUUCGUGUCAGAGGCUAUAAAUCUGCCUGGAGGACAAAGUUUAAGAUGAAAAGGUGUUUACAUCCUCAGAGUCAUCAUCCUUCACAUCUACAGUCAGAUCCUGAAGCACGGGGGGGGAAAUACCACAGGUUUGAUAUGAUGGACAAACAAUUAUGCAACUGUUAAAGGAAAAAUCCACCCUUUCUUAUGUUUUCUUCUGAAUUCAGUGUCUUUUACAUGUUCAAGUGGCCGGUGAACUGUAUUUAUAACUGAAAAAACAACCCAGGGACGUAAGAAGACGUUGUGUUCUCAAGGUGCUCAUUUAAAGUUUGGAUGAUGUCAUUCCAGACGCUGCCAGAAACUCAACAAAGCAUCUAAAGCCACAUUCAGACGGGAUCAAGGUCAAAGAACUCAAAUAUCUACUGUGCUCUUUGCUAAAUUUACUUUGCCCAGAGGAGGAGGCAAAGAAACAACAGGACUCUGAGUCAAACGUUCCAUGUCCUGAGGAAGUCAUUAUCUCCGUCAAGGUUAUCUUUCUGUCCGUUUGUCCAUUUGUCCAUGAGACAGACGGUGAGAGUUUCCAUGAAACUUGGUGGAAAGUUGUGAUGUGACUCAGGGAAGAAUGUGGAUCAGGAGGUAGAUCCAGAUUUAUUUGUUUCAAAUUCUUUGACAUUGUGAGAUGUUUCCUUGAUUCCUCAAAGAAUAAUUCCUGGAUCUAUUUAAAAGCAGUUUCAGACUGUUGGGCCUCGGCUCAGUUCUACUGAGUGAAUUCUAAAUAUGUCAUUAUUCCAGUUCCCAAAUCGAUGAGACGCAAAACCCACAAUCGCAAAAGGCCAAAUUUACUGUUCAGAUUUGAUCAGGGUGGAUUUUUCCUUUAAAGCAGGAUGAACAUCACUGAGCCUGUAAACACAGAAGGAGGAUCCUGCUCUUCCUGUCCUACAAACAUCAGUCAGUAUGUUUUUCUUUUUUCUUUCUGUAUCUGCUUCUUUUCUGCUUUUCUCUUUAUCUGAUUUUCACGGUUGGAUUUAAUUAAUUUUCCAAAUCACGUCUCGCUAAGAGGAUUUUUGUUUUUUAAAUUAGAUUUAAAUGCCGAAUUACUCCGACUGCCAAUUCUUGCACUAAGUCCGGCUGAAUUAUACUUUUGUCUAAGCCACAAGCACAUGAACACACAUGAACACACACACACACACACACUCUCUCUCUCAGGCCAGCUGUAGCACCAAUGAAGAUGAAUGGAGGCUUUCUAUGCAGCACUGAAGCUGCACACAGAUCUGUAAUAGAUUCUAUAUCAUAUUGAUGUGUCUGCCAUCUAACGUUUGCACUGUUAAUCCUGCGUUUUACAUAUCUGAGCUCGGCCUCUGGGCGUCUCUCGCACUUCAGUAGCUUUAAGUCACAAUUUUGACAUCAGCAAUAAUAACAAUGAUCAUGAAAACAUUUUGUAUUUUAGCUCGAAACGUUCAACAUGUUAGAAAAUCACUUUAGCGAAGGAAACUGAACACAACACGCCGGUAGUUGUCGUGACCUCGUUAUUGUUUCUCCAUGAUGUGGUCACAGUCGCUGGUUGUCAAACACUUUGUACUGAAGCACUUAAAGUUUCAUUUGGAGUUAGUCAGUUAAAGAAAAGAACAAACUAUCUAAACAAGGAUGUGUCGAUAUGUUCAGUCUUUGUAAAAUGUGGACGUUUCUGUUUCUCGUCUGAUCAGUUCAUGGUUUCUGAGUUUUCAUGAGAUUUGUUGACAAUAAGAAAAAGUCUAAAAAUAACCCGGAGCUUGUUUCUUCUCUUUAAACUGUAAACAGCUUUUUUUUCUCUGCUGAUCUGCAACAAAGCUUCAAACUCUGUCUGAACUGACGUCACAGAGACAUGAAGCCGACCUCGCCACGACUUUAGGAUUGUUACAGCCACGUGUUUCUCUUUUCUUCUUUUUUAUUUAAUUAUUUUAUGGAAUAAAUAAUUAUGUAACCUGAA